Messenger RNA from Ictalurus furcatus (blue catfish), 4613 nucleotides. RefSeq lists its product as uncharacterized. The coding region runs from base 323 to 1684 and encodes 453 amino acids. The transcript has 2 exons. NCBI's taxonomy places the organism in Eukaryota, Metazoa, Chordata, Actinopteri, Siluriformes, Ictaluridae. The record is from RefSeq and is a predicted model, not a curated record.
CCCACCGACAUUUUGGGAGUCAGAAUAUAAAUAUUGUUGUUGUGUAUUUUUGGUGUGCUUAAUUAAUAUGGUUCACACGUGCGUGGUGGCUGGGUGUCGGAACAGGAGGACCCCCGGUACCGCUUUAUCCUUCUACAGGUUUCCACGCGAUCCGGAGAGGAAGCAGCGCUGGAUUGCUGCUGUGAACCGUAAGGGCUGGGUGCCAAACGAGGGCAGCAGACUCUGCAGUAACCACUUCAUUUCAGGUAGUCUAUUAUAAGAAAGUUGUCUAACGCAUGCUCAAUCCACAGGUGAUCGGUCAUCCAUCAUUUCAUAACUGAUCAUGUGUAAACAAGUGAAGAAUCCUAGAUCUCCAGACUACAUCCCAUCAGUUUUCACCUCUGCUACACUAUCCCCAAACACUGAAGAAGCAAAUGCUUUUGAACCGUUUGACAAACAAGAAGCACAAGUUGAAGCUGCAAACGCCUUGCUUUUCCUUCAAGGUCAGGGACAUUCUAGUGAUGGACGUAACCCAUGUCAAGCUGAGCCUGAAAGCACAUCGUCUUGUCUGAACAGUGACGAUGAAAUAAAAGACGGCGAAGGGACGGAAGAAAUCGUGUUAGAGAGUGAAAACGAGAGCGAAGGAGAAGAGCCCGAGAGAAAGAGUUUGACGAAGUCUGUCGUCUAUGAGGCCAAAGUAAAUGCCCUGAAGAAAGAGAAUAUGAAACUGAAGGAGUCCUUAGAGAAGAUGUCUCUCACCGAAGCCUCUUUUAAGAACGAUCCAGAAAAGGUUCAGUUCUACACGGGAUUACCGAACUAUUUUGUCUUCGAGACAGUAAUGUGGCUCCUUGUGCCGCAUAUGAAAGGGGACACAAAUGCAAAGCUUUCGAAGUUCCAGCAAUUACUUUUGACUUUAAUGAGACUUAGGCUUGAUCUUAGGAAUCAGGACUUGGCUUACCGUUUUGGAGUUAAAGUUUCCACAGUAACCAGGACUGUUCAUCGAAUCAUCAACGUAAUGUUUACAACGCUGGUCCCCACUGCUGUAUUCUGGCCGUCUAGACUGGAACUCCGGAAAAACUUACCAGAAGCUGUGAAGCGGACGCAUCCAGACUGCGCUGUGAUUAUAGACUGCUUUACAGCGUCGCUUGAAAAAGCAGUCAGUAUAGAUACGCAUCGUCAAGGCGCGAGAGCAACGAGAGACGUGACCGCUCCAUCAUCACAGUCUGCUUUUAUCAGUGAGCUCAAAUAUGUCAUCGGUGUUGCCCCCCAGGGGGCGGUCAUGUUCGUCUCCAGAGGAGCGCCCGGCAACAUUAGCGAUAAGACUCUGGUCGAGAGUUGUGGUCUCCUUCAUAAGCUCCUGCCUGGAGAUGUGGUUCUGGCUGAACGUGAUUUUGACAUUAAGGACUUGGUAGGAGCUCACAGAGCUGAGCUCACGAUCACUACAAGCGAACGUCACGAGAUUGACCAGAGAAACCAGGACACAAGAGACGAGGCUUUACUGGUUUCUACAGAAAGAAUGAACGUGUAUAGGCAUGUGGAGCGGGUGAUACAAAUGGUCAAAAAGAGAUAUUCUAUGCUGACUGGACCAGUAGAGAGCGCUUUUACAGUCAUAGAUCGUAGCACCAAUGUGACCACUUUUGACAAGAUGGUACAGGUUGCAUGUGCCUUAAAUAACCUGUGUAUUUCUGCUGUUCCACUUGAUUGACUGGCAUCCUAGAAUGUGGAAAACAUCAGAAGGAUACAUAACAUUUCUCAAGGGAUCACAGUUAAUAGGGUUUUCAUGUUUACGCAUAACAUAUUGUAGCUAUUUCAAUUGUUUCCGUUUAUAACGAGCCUUUUAUCAUGUGAUGUUAGUAUGAGCGGGUAAAGGCUGCACAUUGCAUGUAAAGCCUAACUUGUCAUCUAUCUAAAUCACUAUCUAACUAUGAACCGUUGACAGCUGGCACAUGGAUCACAGUAAAAAAUAUUCAUUCUCUAACUGGAACUUGUCUUAUAGUUUCUGGCAACGAAGUGCACCUGAAAUUAAAUUCAGCCACAGAAUGUGUUUGCAAUCAUUUGUUAGUUAUUUGUGAAAUAUUUAAAUGCUUUUCAUGCCUAGGAUUUUUUUUUUUUGCAGCACUGUUUUAUUUGAAUUAUCUCAAGGAGCAAACUGUUUAAUGCCACUCCCGUAAGUAUAAUCCGUAACUGAGUUUAGGCCUUGCGAGUGGGAUUAGUCAGAGUCAGUGUGAUUAAACAUUAUAUGUAUAGUUUGAUUUAAACAUAGAAUGCUAAUGUUCAGAUAGCUCCUUUAUUGAAUAAGCACUAUAGCUCUAUAGUAGGCUCUGUAGCUAGGAAAGAUAGCUGUUCUCGUGUACUAGUGCCUCAGCCCGGUGGUUCUCAGAGUGGUGUCUGGUUUGUUUACAGUGGCAGAAAUCACUAUUGUCAAUGCUAUUACAUUUAUCACUGACUUAUUAUAGUUUUAAGUACGGCUGGGUGAUAUGACAAUAUCAUACCACGAGGACAUUUCUACAAUACACAUUACAUAUCACGAUAUAUAUCCAACAAACUGUCUGCAAAACGAUAGUAAAAUAAACACACACACAAAAAAAAAAACGUUAAAUUGAGUUUGAGGAUAGUUUUCUUUAAUGCCUACAAAGACAAAGAAGAUUAAGUUUAAAAAAAAAAACUUGACAUCCAUUCGGUACCAUUUAAUUUGUAAUGAUUAAAAACGUUUCAAAUGUUUGGUUUUUUUUUUAAAAACAUCACCAUACCAACAAUAUCUCAGAAAAGUAUAUCGCGUAAUCAUUUAUCACGAUAAUUAUAUUAUAUCGAUAUAUCGCCCAGCCCUAGUUUAGGUAGCUCAAGCUGUAAUGUUGACUUGGACCUAACGUCGUAUCUUAUUGGAAAGUUCAGGAAUAAAAAGCUCUGUGGCGCCAAUAAAUAGCCAAGAUAUGGUACAUAGUGAAUGGUUGAAUGACAUUCAUAAAAUUAAUCCCCGACUACAAAAAGUUUAUAAAGGCUAUACAGUAUAGUGAAAAACAGCUAUUGUUGUCAAGCUGUUCUGCUUUAGCACCAAGCUGCCAGUAAGACCAAAGGUAAUGCUGCAUAAUAAGUUAUUAUUUGUAUUGUUAUUCCUUAGAAAGGCACUAAUGCACUAUUUCAUAGUAUUUACGCUGGAUAUGGUGUAUAAACCUUAUGCAUCAACAUAUGAUCAUUAGCUGCACAUUAUUAGCAUUGCCUUGUGUUCUGACAUGGCUAAGCCCCAUCACUGCAUUUUCCUCUGGUGUUUGUAUGACUGCUAAAAAAAAAUAUAUGCUGCACUCAGAGAUCUUAUGAUGCUGUGCAGAAUCCAGUAUUGCAUACGGUUAAUGUAUAUGUGUUUGUAGCGCAUAGAUUUUGCACAAAUUAUACAGUGUGGUCCAAAAGUCUGAGACAGCAUUGAAAACCUGGGAUUUGUUUGCAUUUAAAACUGGAAAUAAACAAAGAUUUAGAAUAAUCUGAAAAGGAAAAAAAAAAAAAGAAAGAAAAAAGGAAAUGUUCAAUAGCUUGUUUAUGCAAUAUUCAACAUGCUGCACAAUUUCUAUGCCGCUAUUUCAAUUUAAGCGUCCAGCGAUUUUCUGUACCGCUUGUCCUACAGGGUCGCAGGGAACCUGGAGCCUAUCCCAUGGGGCACAAGGCGGGGUACACUCUGGACAGAGUGCCAAUCCAUCACAGGACACAAUCAUCCACAUUCACACACCCAUUCAUACGCUACGGACACUUUGGAUGUACCAAUCAGCUUACCGUGCAUGUCUUUGGACUGAAGGAGGAAACCCCCAAAGCAUGGGGAGAACGUUCAAGCUCCGCACACGCAGGGCUGCGGUGGAAAUCGAGCUCUCAACCCUGAAGGUGUGAGGCAAACGAGCUAACCACUAAACCACAGUGUUCCCUAAAAUUAAGCAGAUGUGUCAUAUUGACCAUGUUAACAUCUAAGUGCAAAAGGUCAGAUUUUCCGUGAGUCUCAUCCCUUCCACUGACACUCUGACGGAUUUGGUGCAUCAUGGAUCAUGGUUUUGCACAAACUUGAGUCUGUGUCAGUUUGAGUGCAUAUUAUUUGUAAUGAAAACCUUUGUAUUAAAUUAGAAAGCCAAAGAGAAGCAUUUUGACUAGUGGUCUCAGACUUCAAAGGCAUUUGCACAAUUGUUGUUGUUUUUUUUUUUUCCUUCUCUCACUUUAUGUUGAUUUGUUCAGCAGGUAUGUGUAUGGAGACACUGCUCUACCCUAAUGUACCAUCCUGCACGUUAAAUAUACCUUGUAAAAUGAAACUCGCAACAAAAUCAUUCAGAUGGUUUCUCUCUUUUUUUAAUACUAUUUCUAAUUACCAUUGUGAUUGACUCUGAUUUCUUUUUUGUGCUACUUUAGUUUAAGCUCCAAGUUAUGAGUAAGUACAUUGAACAUUAAGAAACGUUUUGUUAAACCAGUGGAACAUCUGUAGUUCUUUGAAUUAAUCACCAUCACACAAUUACUGGCCAAUUAUCCCAAGCGUGGUGAUAGAAUAGAAAUAAUGCGUGCAAUUAUAUAGUACUAUAUAUAUAGUAGUAUAUAUAUUCUGAUCGAAUAGAAAUAAUAGCGUGCAAUUCUCUGUUGAAAUUGUCUCACUCCUUUUAGUGUAUAUA